AUGUACAUUUCGUUUUUGUUUCGCUAUGUUUCACUGAAUGUGGCUAAUAUUGCGUUGAUUCGGUCACAAUUCCUCCCGACCCUCGGUAUCUCACACCUCCCGACCCCUCGGUAUCUCACACCUCCCGACCCCUCGGUAUCUCACACCUCCCGACCCCUCGGUAUCUCACACCUCCCGACCCCUCGGUAUCUCACACCUCCCGACCCCUCGGUAUCUCACACCUCCCGACCCUCGGUAUCUCACACCUCCCGACCCUCGGUAUCUCACCUCCCGACCCUCGGUAUCUCACACCUCCCGACCCUCGGUAUCUCACACCUCCCGACCCCUCGGUAUCUCACACCUCCCGACCCUCGGUAUCUCACACCUCCCGACCCCUCGGUAUCUCACACCUCCCGACCCUCGGUAUCUCACACCUCCCGACCCUCGGUAUCUCACACCUCCCGACCCCUCGGUAUCUCACACCUCCCGACCUCGGUAUCUCACACCUCCCGACCCUCGGUAUCUCACACCUCCCGACCCCUCGGUAUCUCACACCUCCCGACCCUCGGUAUCUCACACCUCCCGACCCCUCGGUAUCUCACACCUCCCGACCCCUCGGUAUCUCACACCUCCCGACCCCUCGGUAUCUCACACCUCCCGACCCCUCGGUAUCUCACACCUCCCGACCCCUCGGUAUCUCACACCUCCCGACCCCUCGGUAUCUCACACCUCCCGACCCCUCGGUAUCUCACACCUCCCGACCCCUCGGAAGUCCUCUUCCUACAUGGCCCCCUCUCUGAUAUCCUUGAUGGCUACUUUGUGUUGAGCUCUCCCCAGCUGCACUACCCCAAACUGACCACAACCCAGCUCCUUCAUGAAG
Oncorhynchus gorbuscha (pink salmon) is the source of this 859-nucleotide messenger RNA. RefSeq names its product extensin-1-like. The transcript is spliced from 3 exons. The record is from RefSeq and is a predicted model, not a curated record. The annotation marks the transcript as partial. Lineage: Eukaryota; Metazoa; Chordata; Actinopteri; Salmoniformes; Salmonidae.